CGGAGCGCUUCCCUCUUCCCACCCCUCUCCCUCCCUCGGCGGCCGCGGCUCCGCCCGCGAGGCGGAGCAGGCGCUGCCCUGGCAGCCACCGGGACGCGGUGGGGCGGCGGUGCCGCCAUGCUGGGCGCUGCGGGUCCCUUCCUUCCGCGUAGCCGGGACCUGCCCGAGGACCGGCGGCGCAGAGUAGCUCCGCUGGAGGAAGAACCCCCGGCGGGAGAGGAUGAGACGCUUCUCAGGGGCAUCUUCGAGAUCGGCAAGAGGAGCUGCGACGUGGUGCUGAGCGCCCGACGGCUGCGCUGGAGCCCCAUAGUGCCCGAGAGCCCCGCAGGUGAUUCCAGUACAGCUUUACAGUUGAAAGAGGAGAUUAUUGAAAUGAAGGAUGUAUUUUCAGUAAAAGUGAAACGUCGCCGUUUUGUAGGACAGAAGAGAGGUGGUACUUUGUUGGGUAUCACCAUUUUUAAAUGCUUGCAUAAAGAAGAAAAUAAACUAACAGACUGUGCUAUCCAUUUGAAUAACUUCAGUGAAGAUCAUUGUCAUUCAUGGUUUAGAUGUCUAAAGGAAAUUUUGAAUGGUUUUCAAAAUAGGCCAAAGUCCUUGAAAGUAUUUGUUAAUCCAAGCAGUCACAAAAGAGAAGCUAUUCAUAUUUAUUAUGAGAAAGUGUCACCGCUUUUUAAACUUGCUGAUAUAAAAACUGAUGUCACAGUAACUGAAUAUGAAGGACAUGCGCUGUCAGUACUUAAAGAAUGUGAACUCCAGGCAUUUGAUGGGGUAGUUUGUGUUGGUGGAGAUGGAUUUGUCAGUGAAGUUGCUCAUGGUCUACUACUUAAAGCCCAGAUUGAUGCUGGAAAAAGCACAGACUACAUAGCGGUGCCUGUCAGAGCAUCAGUCCCUCUUGGAGUGAUACCAGCAGGUACUACUAAUAUUUUGGCCUACACCCUCUAUGGUAUCAAACAUGCAGUGACUGCAACGCUGCACAUCAUAAUGGGUCAUAUCCAACCAGUAGAUGCCUGUACGUUCAGUACUCCAAGCAGGCUUUUGCGUUUUGGGUUCUCAGCUAUGUUUGGUUUUGGUGCAAGGACUCUAGCUUUGGCUGAAAAGCACCGUUGGAUGCCCUCAAGUCAGCGAAGGGAUUUUGCUUUCGUCAAAACACUGGCAGAUCUCAAGACAGAGAAAUGUGAAUUAUCAUUUCUACCUCUACAAAUUCCACAGGAAGACUCUUGUGAGAAUGGCGGAAAGAAGAAAGGGAAAAACAAAAAAAAAGGUAGUAAGGAUCAAUGGCACAAAAUUCAGGGUGACUUCCUGAACGUGAGCAUUAUGGCAAUCCCUUGUCUGUGUUCAAUGGCACCAAGAGGCUUGGCACCUAAUACGAGGUUAAAUAAUGGAAGCAUGGCUCUGAUUGUUGUGCAGAAUACCUCCCGAACUGAGUUUAUAAAACACCUGAAAAGAUAUGCCAGUGUGAAAAAUCAGUUCAGUUUUCCUUUUGUUGAGACAUACACAGUUCAAGAAGUAAAAGUGCAACCGAGAAUCAAAAGUGGGCUUGAUGCCAAAGAAAAUACAGAUUUGAAUGCUACUGCUGUAGAUGAAAACUACCCUUGGAAUAUAGAUGGGGACUUAGUAGAAGCAUCGGAAGUUCAUGUUCGGGUGCAUCCUCAACUCAUUAAUCUCUAUGGAGUGAACACAGAUGAUCUGGAGAGUUCCAAAGCAACAUGCAACUGCAUAUAGAAGGAACACACUGAAUGUUCUGUAUGAGUCCUUGUUACACCUGAUUGCUUUUCUUUCUAAUGUCCAAUUCUUGCACUCAAUGAACUCGGUUGUAAUAAAAAGGAUUUUUAUUAUAUUUCUGGUUUAAAAAUUUUAUCAAGUUAUAUAUGACUGUGGAAAAAAGUUAAUGAGGCUUAAGAAGAAAAAAUGAUUUUGCUGAUUUCUUUAAUAAAUCAUGGGUUCUGAAAUGAUCUAUCAGAAUAAACGGAAAGAUUUUGUUAUCUUUAAGAUUAUUCAAGCUUCUGCAGUAUAUUUAAUACAAAGUAUUUUUGAGUUUGCCCUUGUUACCAUGUUGUCAGGUAGCUCAGUUCAAACAGAACUAGUGAGAGGAGGUAAGAUAGUGCUCACAGUGAGGAAUAGUGGCAAAGUAUAGAUCAGGUAUUUCCAGUUGUAGGUAUCACUUACAAUGCUGCCUUACUGCUUGUUUUCAAAUUGGUUUUUAGUCAAACAGUAAUGAAAAAGAACAUGGAAAUGUGCAGUUUCUUUGGAAGGCAUUUUAAUGACUACUCAUUGUACAAAGUAAAAUAAAAAUAAGAAAUUAAACUAUUUAAUGUAUUGUAGAGCUGAUGGAGUACUAAUUAUAAUUUUUAUUGUUGCUGAGAAUAAAUUUGUGAUAAAUAA
This is a messenger RNA of Coturnix japonica (Japanese quail), 2382 nucleotides long. It is a transcript of the gene CERKL, whose product is annotated as CERK like autophagy regulator. NCBI's taxonomy places the organism in Eukaryota, Metazoa, Chordata, Aves, Galliformes, Phasianidae. Gene Ontology annotation, biological process: phosphorylation; sphingolipid metabolic process. Gene Ontology annotation, molecular function: lipid kinase activity. The record is from RefSeq and is a predicted model, not a curated record.